Molecule: messenger RNA, 1604 nt
Organism: Procambarus clarkii (red swamp crayfish)
Lineage: Eukaryota; Metazoa; Arthropoda; Malacostraca; Decapoda; Cambaridae
Product: deoxynucleoside kinase
Cellular component (GO): cytoplasm
Molecular function (GO): deoxynucleoside kinase activity
Source: RefSeq, a predicted model, not a curated record
ACUGCCAGAGGGAGCAGGCGGUACACGCUUCCUCUCUCUCUCUCUUGUUGUAUUAAUGAUGCCUCUCACACUCUUCAUGUGCAACAUACAUUAUCUGCUGGAUAUGCCAUGUUGCGCGUCGCAUUUGUUGCUGCGGCUAAAAUUGUAUCGAACUCUUAUAUCAAGGAGGUAUUGAGAACAUCGAUCCGUGGCAGAAUGUCUGGUGCUGGGGUGUUUCCAGGCGACCCUUGCGUCACUGCUCGUCUGUUUGAGCAGACGCAGGUGCACAAACGCUUCACUAGAAUUGACUUGCCAACGUACUCGCUGGAGAUGCUGGAGAAGGGACCGAAGGCAAAGUUCACCGUGUGUGUGGAGGGGAACAUUGGGAGUGGCAAGUCGACGCUGCUAGAGCACUUCUCCAAGUUUGAUGAUGUUGAGGUAUUGCAGGAGCCCGUCGAGAAAUGGCGGGAUGUUCGAGGCUGUAACCUCCUGGACUUGAUGUACAAGGACCCUUGUCGAUGGGCACACACAUUCCAAGCCUAUGUGCAGAUGACCAUGCUAGAGCUGCAUCUGCAGUCCACAUCAUCGCCUGUUAAACUUAUAGAAAGGUCUCUGUACAGUGCCAGGUAUUGUUUUGUUGAGAAUCUGUACAAGAGUGGAAAAAUGUCUGAUGCUGAGCACAGUGUAUACUGUGAGUGGUACAACAUGAUCACACAGCACCUUAGUGUUGACAUUGAUCUCAUUGUAUACCUGAGAACGAACCCAAAGAAGCUCUACAGACGUAUUAAGGAUCGUGCACGUUCUGAGGAGCAGGCAAUUCCCCUUCAGUACCUGGAAGAUCUUCACAACCUACAUGAGGAGUGGCUAAUGGAAAAGAAGCAUCCUCUGCCUGCUCCUGUUCUUGUCCUGGAUGCCAAUGACAACUUGGCUGCUAUGUACAAAAAAUUCGAAGAGCACACGGCAGACAUUCUGUGUCAAAAAUUGGCUGGGGGAGGAAGUGUUCCGAGAGCUUCGGAUAUUAUUUCGCCAGCAUCUCCAAUCAAAGCUGUUAACUAAGCUGGGAUAGAUGCUCACCUUCAUGCAUUACUCUUGUUUACCACGUGGUGAAGCACACAAUUAUUUCCUUUCUUGCAAUGUGUGUAUAUGUUGUGCAGUGCUAGUCAUUAACUAGGACAGGACUGCUUAGUGUACUGUGUGAUUAUGAGAAAUCCUCCAAUUUUAUUCUCUCGUCAUUAACAAACAAAUCUUUAAAGUUUAGAAAAUAAUCUGAUUUUAUUCACUUCAUAUUUCAUCAUUGUUGGUUAGUCCUGUUUGCUGAAUCUGUGUAGGCUUGAAGUUUGGAGUUGCCAAACAUUAACCUUAAUGGACAACAGACAGUGAGGAGCUGAAGGGAGAAUGUGUGGCAGUGUUUUAUGUGAUGCAGUAUUAAUUUUUAAGGGACCAAUUGACCCAGUUGUGUAUGUACAGUAUGUUACUUUUUCUAAAGUUUCUACUUAGUAGUUUUUUUGUUUUUUAAAAGUUUAUUAAUUGGACACUUCUAAUGCAAAGCAUUUAAAUUUGUCUGUUUUGAACCAAAGGCUAAUAAGAUAUUUUUAUAAAUAGGUAUAAUAAAGUAAUUUUCAUUA